AUGACGCCCAUUCGGAAGACCGAUGGCCCCUUCAUCCCAGAUGACCCCACGUUGGCCAGCGCUGUCGACGACGAGGACGAGCGCGCGCAGGCAUUCACACAGACGGUCCUGAAGAACGCCGUUUGCAACGCCAUCGCCAAGGGCCCCUCGCAGGAGUCUUUCGUGCGCGGCGUCAUCCAAGGCUUGGCCAAGGAGUUCGAGCAGAUUGACUUGCUCGACGUCGGGGGGGUUCUCGCGGGGCUUAUCACGGACAUCCAGGACGUGAGCCGCGUGUGGGCCACUGCCAUGAGCGAUGAGCCCAUCGCCGACGUAAGUGAGGAUGCUUACGGCUCCAUCUCCCGCUUCGUGAAGGCGAUGAGUUCCUCGGGCUCGUCGGUUUUGCACUUCGUAGGGGCGGUGACGAAGAGGACGCCGUUCUGGUCUCGCAGGGUCGAGGCGUUCAGCAACAAAGUGCCGUUCUUGCGGGAGAACUUGCAGGCGUUCCGCAUUGCUCACGGGACUGAGACUGACGACGCCGUGAUUGACCUCGCCGUUUUGCGCGACUACUGCGGCAAGUGCGUGACGUGGAGGCUCGGCUUCCCAGCUGGCAUGACCAACGACUUCGAGUCGUUGCUGAAGGAGCUCAUCUGCUCGAUCUGCCUGAACUUGACGAGCGACGCCUCCCCGCAUUUGGUCGCCGCAGACAGGGUGAAGCAGGUUUCGAAUUUGGCCCAGGAGGCGUCUUUGUCCUUCGCCCUGGACGCUAAUGUCAACGCAGCGAGCUCGCAUGUGGCCACGUUUUUGGGCAACCUGGAGGCGGCGACCAGCCAGGAGAACUUGACGAACGCGUGUAAGGACCUGCUUCAGUCGGCCGACCCUGGUGCUGUUGUAAACGACCCGACGUUCAAGGACAACUCGUUGGAGAGUGUGCGGAAGCUGCUCAGGAUCUGCCAGAACUACCAGUCGGGGAAGCUGAAGAAGACUGGUAACCCUGACUGGCCGUUCGUCGAGGCUGCCAUGUUGGGUCUCGUGGUCGAGCUGGCCACGGAUUCCGCGGGCGAGCACUCGCCCGAGUACUUGCUAUGCCUGGAGAAGCUGCACGCUGCUCAGGGGAACAGUGACGCCGCCAUCCAGACGUGCAUCAACGUGAUUAAAGCUGGCGUCGAGUUGGGCUCAGCGCUGGCCGCCGCCGAGACGUUCAGCAAGACGGAGGGCUUCGUCGCCACGGCUGCCUGGGCAGAGCACUCGCGCGUGUUGGAGCUGCGCGUGAAGCAGGCGAAGGCCUUGGUCCCGAAAGGCGGGCCAUACCCCGCGGGGCUGCCGAUGGCGUACCUCGAUAACAUCGUCAAGCUGGUCGACACUGCGGACGCCUUGAUCUCCAGCAGCGGUGCGGCUAACAGGGACAUGUCGAAGGCGGCGCUCGUCCAGGUGUUCGCCGAGCUCCAGCAGAUCAGCGACGGCACCGCGAACGGCAAGCACUGGAGCGAAGGGCUGCCCAAGGACGCUGACAUGAAGAAAAUCAUUUCCCACGUGAAGGGUGUCACCAAGGGCGUCAGCUUCGCUGCGAUUAAGACCAAGGUCGACGACGUGGAGCGCUCCUUGGGCGCCUACAAGAAAGCGCGCGGCUUCAUGUCGGAGCCCGCCGACGACGCCCUCAUUCAUGAUAUCCAGAAGGAGUGCUUCAAGGCCCGCACCACCGUCACGGAGAACCUAGUCGCCAUGCAUUGCGACGUCAAUGCCAACGAUCCUGAUGCGAUGCGGGUUGCAGUGGUCAGCGAGAUGAAAGCGUUCAGGGCCUACCAGGGCGCUGCCAAGGAUAUGAACUUGACCUUGGCCCUUGCGCUGAAGAGCGUCAUCGCCAACAGGUCAUAG
Messenger RNA from Prorocentrum cordatum, 1851 nucleotides. Lineage: Eukaryota; Dinophyceae; Prorocentrales; Prorocentraceae. The record is from the annotation of a GenBank genome assembly.